GGAACGUACCACACUCGACAUCAUCGCAUUGCCGGGCAGAAAUGUCUCAUUCUGGUGCGUGCUUAAACGAGCGUAAUGGACCUUCGUUUGUACUUUCAAACGCUUUACGGGGCGUGCAUUACCGGGCAUAAUCCCAGAACGAUAGGUAGAGGUAUUGGGCAGUACGUGAAACAGGCACCAGAUAAGUCCUGCUCGCCCUGUUAGCCAAAAGCGAGGUCAAGAGCAAGUUACCUACAUGCAGAUGUGUUCCCCCCACAAACAGGCUUCGAAUGCUUUCGAUAGAUCCCACCACAUGCCGUGAACCAACCGACCCCUCUUCCUCAAGUGUGAAGGACAGCCAUGUGUUCUCUGGCGCUCUGCUCUCAGGGCAACGCUUCUGUCACCUUUCAUCUCAAAGCGGAGGCUCGAGCCGCUCGAUAUCGUCUACAACAUGGCCGACCACCAGCCAACACAAGCACUGUCAGUCGAGGGGAACAGCAGCAACAUGGAGAGCUCCGAUAUCUCCUCCGCUAGUCUCCCAACGGAUAGCACCCAAGAUGAUCAGACCGACGAUGGAUCUGAUCAAGACAGCGUAACAAGUGACCUGAGCACGCAGGACUAUACCGUCAGCCUCAAGGAUGAUCUACGCAAGGCUCUCGAUAACGUCAAAGUCGCCGGAUCAUUCGCUUCUUUCCGCAAGCUAUCACGUACACCUCCUGACGGUUUUUACGUCGACGGAGUUGGCGACGUCGCCAUGCCUCUUGGCGAGACUCAAGCCCGCCAGUUGAUUGCAAAAGCCCGUCAGGCUCCCUAUGGCAGGGGAAGCGAGACCAUCGUUGACACAAGCGUCCGAAAUACCUGGGAAAUCGAUGCAGCCCAGUUCAGCUUCAACAACCAAAGGUGGCCAGGCUACGUCCGGCAUCUGUGUUCCCGUGUUGCCGCCGACCUAGGCAUCAAGUCACCAAUCCGGGCAGAGAUAUACAAGAUGCUCAUCUACGAGCGCGGUGCCAUGUUCAAAAGCCAUACCGAUACCGAGAAAAUCCCCGGCCAGUUCGGCACCCUCGUCGUCGCCCUCCCCUCUGCCCACAAAGGCGGAGACGUGGUGGUCAAGCAUUGUGGCGACCAAAAAACAUUCAAGACCUCGGAACAUGGACAGUCCUUUAUCUGCUGGUACUCUGAUGUACACCACAAGGUGUGUCCUGUCGAGUCCGGGUAUAGAUGGGUAUUGAUCUACAACCUCGCUCUUGAUCCCAAUGCCGUUCGCCCUUCAGCCGGUCUUGUACGCUCAGAGACCGAGGCUCUCCGCCACAUCCUGCUUAAAUGGCUCCAGGAACCCGGAGAGUCGCGCCAGAAGGGUCUCUACUACGUUCUGGAUCACCACUACACCGAAGCAAGCAUCAAGUUGAACAACCUGAAGACGCGUGACCUAGCAAUCGGCCAAGUCUUGAACAAUUUAUCCAAGGAACUCGACUUUGAAGUCUUUUUUGCUCUUCUGGAAAAGGAAGAGUUUGGAGAGGCCGAGGUCGACCACUCUAAGUUUUAUAAUGUGUAUCGUGAAGAAGGCGAAGAGUCGAGCGAGGAGGAACCCUUCCUUUGCAUAGAAGAACUCAUAGAAGUCGACUACAGAGUCAAAACAGUUCGAGAUAUGUUCGGUAAGCCGGUUGUCGACGGUCUAGCACUUGACCCUGAGGAGGAAAUCCUCCAAGACGACGGGGAAUUGUUUGCCGAUGAUGACCCUGAGCAGGAGUACGAGGGCGUCAUGGGCAACACAGGUCCGACAGUGACACAUCGGUACCGUUCAACCGCUGUCCUCCUUGUCCCAUCCGCCUCAAUUCUCGAAUUCUUCGAGAAGAAUAUGCAAAAGCUUUCAAGAAAGACUCGCCAAUCAUUGAUCAGUUAUUGUGCCAGAUCAAGCCUGAGUUGUUUGGGGUCAAAUAUGCACCGUGCAACGCUCUUGUUUCAGGCUGCGAUGGAUCUCGCCAAACGCUCUACGACCACAAGCGAUGCUCGCUCGACCGUUUGGCCCAAAAAUCCACUGAUUGAUGGGAACGACCUCAUGAGUAUUCUCAAGGUUGCAAUUGAGCUGAGAGAUUAUGAUUCCUUCGCUGAUGCCUGCUUGAAUCAAAACGCCGGAAUCCCGACCUCUUUCUUCGCAUGGACCAAGCAGUGGUUCAAGCGGUCAAACACGGAUUCGCGCUUCCAGUGCUUUGAACUAGGGCUGAGUUGCGUUGUCGAUUCAUACCCUGAUCUGUCUGACAGGUUAGCAGCCCUUACGAACUUGAUCCCGAAGCCCGAAGACGCGGACUGGCCCGCCAGUCUACGUGAUGAAAUAUCAACAUGGGUACACGGCAAGCUCGAGGAAUCCCUCGGCGACUUGUUAAUGAAGGAGAAAGUAGGUGAUGGCGACGGGAAAACCAUAAUCGAAAUGGCUUUAAUCCUUCCGGAUCCAUCACGCUUCCUCUCCACCAGCGUAGUUCCAUUGCUGGAUCCAGAGCGUCAGUCAAUAGCUUUCUUCAUCGCCUUGUUGGCGCGGUUGUGGAAGGAAGUCUCGGCCGACGUCGUUCCUCGUGACGAUGGCUUUGCCAUUUACAGGACUAUAGCCAAGCAAUUGCUUGCCUCAGCAGACCUUUCCACACUUAGACCGAAAGGUGGAAUCAAGCCUGAGCAUGGGACCAAGCGGCAACGGACCAGCUAUGACGGUAGCAACAAACGUCCCUCGAAGAAACAACUCCUAAGGACAGUCGCAUCCAAUACACUAGUCAAGUUCUUCGAGAAGCUCGUUAAGAUCAGCACCCCAGAUGACGACUUGGCCACACAAUUCAUAACCAAGCUGAACGACGCUGUCCCCCGUCUACCUGUCGAUCACAUGCACAACCUCUGGCUUCCCUUUCUCUGGUGUCUCAUCCCCAUCCUCACCGCCAACGGGAUCCCUCUCACCACCCCCGUGUACCAAUCCCUCUACCGCAACAUGCUCACUCGCUACAUCCAAGAGUACGUCAGAACACAGCCCGCGCCUUCAAACUCGCUUGUCCGCCCGCCCGUCAACUGCCCCCUCCUCCACUGCCCCGACUGCAAUGCCCUCAACUUCUUUCUACAAAGCCCCACUGAGGAGGUCGAACGAUUCGAUGUCGGCAAAAAAGCCCGACGCCACCUGCACGAGAUGCUCGAUGAGCGCGGGAUUGACUGUACGCACGUGUCUGAGCGCGGCACGACCCCGAACACGCUGGUGGUGACCAAGACAUUUACGCAAGAGGAGCCGCUGAUGAAGGAGUGGAAAGAGAGAAAGGCAUAUGCGGCCAGUAGGUUACGCAUCUUUGAGACGUACUCGCAGGCGAUGCCGGAGUUGAGGGUCUUGCUGGGAGAGCAGUUUGAUAGGAUCAUGAACAUGCAGGAUGUCUAUCCAAACCCAGCGGGAGCCAGACGCACGGCACCGAGAUCUUUGGCGUCCGCAUCGGGACUUGUCAUGGGUAGAACUAGAGUGGGUGCUUCUGGGUCGAGUCUCUCCACGACCGCUCCUGUGGCGGGAGUGAAGAGGUCUCGGAGCGUUAGCCUCGAGGACGGAGUGGAGACUGUUGACUUGACAGAAGAUUGAUCAGAUAUGUAGGUGAAUUGGUAUAGCUGGCGAGUGUUUGGUAUAUGAUAUGCUGGCAUGCUGUCUUGUUUUGGAUAAGGAUGGGAUCAGGGCAUACGAUGUAUACUUUUUGGUAGGAGGUAGAGUGGGUACAGAUGAAUGCAUACACGGACACUACUGAGGACUUGUUUGGUACGUUCCACUUGAAAUAGGUUAUUAUGACGGAAAAACUUAGCUGCUCGUUAGCCAAUACCGCAAGUUCUCGUUCAUAAUGGAUGUACCACAACAAGGCAAUAAAGG
Neurospora hispaniola is the source of this 3850-nucleotide messenger RNA. RefSeq lists its product as uncharacterized. Bases 431 to 3571 code for a protein of 1046 amino acids. NCBI's taxonomy places the organism in Eukaryota, Fungi, Ascomycota, Sordariomycetes, Sordariales, Sordariaceae. The transcript is spliced from 5 exons. The record is from RefSeq and is a predicted model, not a curated record.